Molecule: messenger RNA, 852 nt
Organism: Diorhabda sublineata
Lineage: Eukaryota; Metazoa; Arthropoda; Insecta; Coleoptera; Chrysomelidae
Exons: 1
Coding region: 1-852 (283 amino acids)
Source: RefSeq, a predicted model, not a curated record
AUGUCAGCAAUUAAUAGCCCUGGAACUUCUGAUACAAUUUCAGACUCUAGCAACACACAGAUUAGCCUCAUAUUUACACUCUCCAAAUCACCACAAAUCUUACUUCCAACAGCCCUUGUUACUGUUUUUGAUAGAUUUGGAAAUCCACAUCAGUGCAGGGUAUUGCUUGAUAGUGGAAGUCAAGUAAACUUCAUAUCUGAAAAACUGUGCAACACUCUCCAACUGAAUAAACAGCAAAUUGACAUUUUGGUCACAGGAAUUAGUCAAAUGUCCCACAAUGUUCAAUCAUCAACUUUAUUAAAAUUCAGGUCAAAUAUGAACAACUUAUCAAAAACAAUAAGCUGUAUUGCUUUACCCCAAAUCACAGACUUACAACUUGAGCUGGCUAAACUUAAUAUUCCUGAGAAAAUCACACUUGCCGAUCCCAAUUUUCAUCAUCCUGCACCUAUUGAUUUAUUGAUAGGAGCUGACACCUUUUGGGAUCUUUUGAGCAUAGGUCAGAUCAAACUGGGGAAGAAUCUACCCACCUUACAAAAAACGAAAUCAGGAUGGAUAGUUUCUGGUCCAAUAUUUACUAAUACUCAAAGGUUUGUCACACAUCAUUGCACUCUCUCCACUAAUAUUCUAGAAUCUCAACUCACAAAAUUCUGGGAAAUUGAGGAAGUUCCAAAGGCUUUAUACCUUUCUUAUGAAGAAAGGCUAUGUGAGGAACUAUAUAAAAACACAACUACAAUACACAAUGACGGAUGCUUUAUUGUUACCAUACCUCUAAAAAACGAAACUUCUGUACUUGGUGACUCCAAAAAACACUGCCAUACGCCGUUUUUUAAAUUUAGAGAAACGACUAAGUAA